This is a messenger RNA of Pocillopora meandrina, 2907 nucleotides long. The record is from the annotation of a GenBank genome assembly. Lineage: Eukaryota; Metazoa; Cnidaria; Anthozoa; Scleractinia; Pocilloporidae.
AUGGAAGAACACGCAGAUGCGAAAUGGAAUUUACCGGGCUGGAGAAUAGAGCAGAAGUACAGCACUGAUGUACUGAUCGGGAAUUGGAACGAAGAACGUCGAGUGGUAAGUAGCGCUCCAUCUUUUUAGUAGGGUUGAACAUUUCAUCAUGCGGAUGUGAAAUAAUUUCUCGGCACAAUAGAACCCAACAAGCUGUGAACAAUUAGCUUCGUAAUAUCAGCUUGCUAAGAUCCAAUUUUCCUUAUUUCUUCAAUGCUUAAUAAGCCACAUCCAAAAGAAUUCUCUCAUUCAAUUUCCCAUCGAAACUGUCAAAAGUCACUCGUGACUUUUACAAUUUUGACUGAAAUGCCCAUUGUUGAAAUAAUUUUAAUUCCAAUAACUGAAUUGCGUAUUUGCUUGAACAGUUGUAGCGAUGAUAAACAUCUUCUUUGGAAAAGAGCCAGAAUCAAAGAUCAAAAAUAUGAAUCAUUAUGACAUUACUUGAUUAACUAAUACUUAGUCGAGUAAUUUUUUUUUUUUUGUAGAUGUGUUUUGUAUUCUUUUUGUUCACUAAACUUGAAUAAAAGUAAAUAUUUUAUACUGAAUUCCUGACCCGCUAGUAGGUUGUAGUUGCUCAAAUGGAGAAAAGGAAUUUACUUAAUGAACAAGAGUUUGAAAUUUAGGAAUAGAUUAAAGUAUUUAGUUUAGAAGCUUAUUAAAUUUAGCAGCAGUUUGGUAAUAAUUUCUGGUAUUUAUAUAUUCAAGCAUUUCACACAAUUUACUUGCGCAGUAAGUUUUGAGCAUGAAUUUUUUGAUGGCUUUUUAAUGAACAUUAGUUUCUUUCCAUGCUUAUUACAUGUUUCUCCCUCUGACAGGCUUCCAUUACAGAUAUUUCUAAAUUUUACUUUCAAUUUCUUUGACCAUCAGUAGGUCACCUCUGUAGUUUUUAAACCAUGUUCUCUACUGAUUAGUCACAAGUACAUCCCCACCCCCUGCCCAAUUACUGAAAAUGACAGGGAAAAAGGGAACAAUUAAAUUGAGACCGUUUCCUUGGCAGGACCCAAGAAGUGCCAAUUUUCUCUUCCAAGAGACAAAACUUAAUUAAAAUUAAAUUUCACUGGUAUUAUAUUGCUGUGAUUUUUUUUAUCAGUUUGGACGUGGUGACUCACACUUUGGGAGUACUCACAGAGUGGACUUCAAAAAUUAUGGAAAAUUUCUACCAGAUGUCACAACCAGACGAAAAGCUCUUCAGCAACAUAAUGUAAGUUAGUAGUUAAAAUAUAAAUUACAACAAAAUUGUUUUCUAUCAACAUUGCAGGCAAACUUUUAUCUUUUUGUUGCACUGUCCAGGAACUUCCAGUGCCUCUAAAGAUAAUUGUUGUUAAAGGACUGAAAGAUUAUAGCCUUGGCUCUGGUUGUUGAGGGUGAAUAAAACCACCCAAGAGAAAACUGCAUAAUAAGUCCCUAAACUAAUUCUUUCCCUCUCAGGAUCUAUAAGCUAUUUAUCCUAACUGGUGGCCAUAGCUUUCUUUGUUGACCAUUAGUAAGAAUUUGAAGCUAAAUGAAAAAAAAGUCCACAAUCCUGAAGAAAAUUAUUUUUCUACUUCUGACUAACUCCUUGUCUGACAGUCUAUUAAAUUUAUCUCGAGAAUAUCUAGAACCAUUGCCCCUGAGAUUGAAAGAAGUAAUAAAUCACUCCCUAGAUUGUGAUAAAUCCACAAGAUACCCAAAGUUCUAUCUAGCUAAGCCACAAGUGACAAACUCAUAUCUUUGAACAACUUUUAUAACCUUCUGUACAUGAUAGUUCUAAGAACUGGCUGCCCUAGAUUUAAAAUCAAGAGCCUCCUAGCAUCCAAUUUUUUUUAUGCAGCACAGCUUCAAUUUCAAUAUCCCCCCUUUGUAAGGUUUAAGCCUGAUGAAAAAAAAAAUAGUUUGUAAAUUAACAAAUAAAGUGUUAUUCUAUCAAAUAGUUUCUUUCUUUAACGUUUAUUGAUUAUUUCAGGGGCUAGGAAAAGAGUUCAUAUUCUCCCAUCAUCAAAAAGCUUAUGAGGGCAACAGAAUAUCCUGGUAUGACCAACAGUUUAACAAGCGUGAGAUUACAGAGUCAAGGCUGCCACCACUGAGGAGCUGGGACAGGCAAAAGUUAGCCUGGGCACCAGAGAAAUCUGAUUACCCUAUCCAAGGUUUGUUCUAAGUAGACUCUUCAUCACCAAAGAGGAAUUUCUUCAGUAUCAACCCAUUCUCAAUUCUUUCAGUGCAUGACAUGUUGAUGCAAGUGGCAUGGUCAGUACUCUUAUCAACAACAGCAAAUUGGCCAAUCAGAUUGCAACAUUACUGCUAAUUGUGAUAAAAAAAAAAUCAAGAUUCAAAAUAAUUAAAUAGAGCUUUCCUUGAGAGUACUUUUGAUGUCAUUUAGAUUUACAUCUGAUAGUAUGCUUGACUGUUCAACUAUGACAAGGACAGUGGAACAACAAACUGGGGAAGUUCAAAACCCAAUACCAUGAAAGCUUCUAUGGAGACUUGGGUGUAGGUUCUCUGCAAAAAGCUAUCCCCAAGUUAUCAUUCCAAGAAUUAGACGGGUAGGUAAUUAACAAUUUUUUUUUCAAUGUUUAUCUAGGACCUCCUACUAACUACGGACUUCUGAAGAAACUUCAGCAGAAGUGGAAGAAUGAGGCAGCUUUGGAAAAACUUGGGACAAAUGUGUCCACUUACAACAUGUCAUUCAACCAACAUCCAAAAGAAUUAUUUACAUUUCAACACCAUGCAAGACCAAAAAGUCUCUCAUGUCACUUCCAUCCACAUAACAUCAACAAAGAUCUGCAUUUACGAGGGAAACAACUCAGCACUGCUCCAGAAUUUCCUCCAACUCUUGCCAUUCCACACAAUGUUCCUCCAAACUUUCCACAAUCAACCAUACUGGCAAUUUAA